Molecule: messenger RNA, 1127 nt
Organism: Ruditapes philippinarum (Manila clam)
Lineage: Eukaryota; Metazoa; Mollusca; Bivalvia; Venerida; Veneridae
Product: macrophage scavenger receptor types I and II-like
Exons: 6
Coding region: 82-741 (219 amino acids)
Source: RefSeq, a predicted model, not a curated record
UCAUACGUUUUGGAAUCAAUUGGUAUUAAACAAGAAAACAAUUUAUAUGUGAGAUUCAAAGUGGUAUUGAAAAUAUCAGACAUGGAUAAGAUCUAUCAUUUGUGCUCGGUUUUGACAUUUUUUAUUUUAUGUUUGAAACUAUCUUCUGCUGUAGAGACCAAGUUGACCAUGGAGUUUAUUUUUGAUGUUUUGUCGCGUCGCUUGGAUAACUUAGCGUUUGAAAUACAUGCUUUCAGAAUGGAUUCUCAAAAGCGUAUGGAAGAUAUGGAUACUAAGAUAAAAGACAAUAUACCACUACGAAAACCUGUAUCCUCUGAAAUCCAAGGGCAAAUACAAAGACAAAUCAAGCAAGAAAUGGAGAAACAUAUCAAUGUUUUUCAUAGAAUGUUAUCAGCCGAGAAGAAAGCCAUGCACGAUAUGAGGGAGCUAUUCAGUAACCAGUGGAAAAACGUCAGUCUCAUUGAACAUCGAAUUCCUUCAAUCAACAAAUCAUGUGCAGAUUUAAGAACGGAUUUUGAUGGUUUUGAAGACGCUAUCAAGACUAAAGUAGGCGAUUUAAAUAUGAAACUAGAUACCAUGAGGAAAUAUAACACCAAAGGUGAGAAAGGUGAACCAGGUCAGAGUGGUUCAGAUAGAUAUGCAGGCAUAAGAGGACCACGAGGCAUACCUGGCAGAGAUGGGUCACCUGGGCUUCCAGGUAUUGAGGGAAAGCCUGGUCUAAAAGGGCCGAAGGGCGACUGAACAGGAUUAGAUGGUCUACCUGGGAUUCAAGGUCGAAAGGGCGAUACAGGACCGAAGGGUGAUAAAGGGGAUGAAGGUUCACCGCACACUAAAAGGACAGCGCGGAGAAAGAGGACCAAAGGAAGACAAAGGAGAUAAAGGUUCGUCAGAAUCAAACGGAGAAAUGUUCGGACGAUAAGGAAAUCUUUACUGAAUAACCCCAAGGAGAAACUAGUAACACUUAAAAGAUUUUAGCUAUUUCGUAUAGUAUUAUAUUUAAAUAUAUGCAUUAUAAUGGUAGAGAGAUACAAACAAUAGACAACAAAAUAUAAACAUCAUAGUCAUCACGGCGUAUUGUGUGGUUUGCAUUUAGUGCUCAUCAAUAAUGUCAUAGAGUAAAAUUUAUC